Molecule: messenger RNA, 678 nt
Organism: Frankliniella occidentalis (western flower thrips)
Lineage: Eukaryota; Metazoa; Arthropoda; Insecta; Thysanoptera; Thripidae
Gene: Timp
Product: tissue inhibitor of metalloproteinase
Exons: 4
Coding region: 1-678 (225 amino acids)
Biological process (GO): negative regulation of endopeptidase activity; negative regulation of membrane protein ectodomain proteolysis
Cellular component (GO): extracellular matrix
Molecular function (GO): metalloendopeptidase inhibitor activity; protease binding
Source: RefSeq, a predicted model, not a curated record
AUGGUUCGCCCUGUGCUGGCCAAGGUCGUCCAGAGCAAGGAGGAGGACAACUACAGGCGGCGCUACGAGGUCGCCGUCAAGCGGACCUUUAAGGGUGGGUCCGAGGCGCGGCUGCUCAUCAAGGAGGCCGGCAUCGUGGCAGCCUACGUGGAGAGCCUCUGCGGCGUGACCCUGGACGAGGGCGAGACGUAUCUGCUCAUGGGCCGCGUGUACGACGGCCAGCCGACGGUGACGCUGUGCGACUUCCCGACCGUCUGGCGCAAGGUGACGGUGCGCCAGCGCAAGGGGCUGCGCCAGCAGUACGCAGCCAGUUGCAGCUGUAAGCCCCGCGACUGCCCCUGGUGGGGCGGCUCGCACCGCGUCGAGAACUGCCUGAUCGGGCACUCGGUGUGCACGACGCACCACCAGCAGCAGCGCUGCAACUGGCUGCGCGGCCGCGUACUCGACGACUGCCUGCGCCGCGCCGGUGUCGCCAACGUGGAGGGCGAGCACUCGUGGUGGCUGAUGCGGCCGCCCGCCAAGAAGGACGGCAAGCACGACAAGGAGCAGCAGCGCGGCGGCGGCCUCGAGCUCGCCGAGGAGCGGAACAAGGCCCACAAGCACCACCACAAGCACCACCAUCCCCACCAGGAUGCGACCUCCACGGCGGCGGCCGCGUUGGAGGACGACGAGCCAUAG